AUGGGCAUCGAAAGCCGGGGCCCUGUAGGACGCGCCACGCUCAGCCGGCUGCAGCCCUGCCGCGAGGCCGGGUACCUGGUGCGGACCAGCGAGACGGGCAGCGGGAAAUACUCCAUCGCCCUCAAGACCAGCCACGGAUGCGUCCACAUCCUCGUGGCCCAGACGAAGGACAACAAGUACACGCUGAGCCAGGCCAGCGGCGUCUUCGGCAGCGUGCCGGAGGUGGUGCACUACUACUCGUGCGAGAAGCUGCCCUUCAAGGGGGCGGAGCACAUGAGCUUGGGGCACCCCGUGCACAGCAAGCCGCACUAGCGCUGGGGCACGGGCCGUGCGCACAGAGCCGGGGGCAGCGCGGUGCUCUGGAGCCGGC
This is a messenger RNA of Pelodiscus sinensis (Chinese soft-shelled turtle), 370 nucleotides long. NCBI's taxonomy places the organism in Eukaryota, Metazoa, Chordata, Testudines, Trionychidae. The record is from RefSeq and is a predicted model, not a curated record.